Messenger RNA from Linderina pennispora, 1137 nucleotides. Its product is annotated as mitochondrial carrier. The transcript has 6 exons. Bases 295 to 1137 code for a protein of 280 amino acids. The record is from RefSeq and is a predicted model, not a curated record. Gene Ontology annotation, biological process: transmembrane transport. Lineage: Eukaryota; Fungi; Kickxellomycota; Kickxellomycetes; Kickxellales; Kickxellaceae.
CUUUUUUGUGGUCAGCGCCGCCCGUCUGAUUUUUGCUCUUCUAUUUGCUCCCUAGGAUUGGCUCCUUGUGAAAGCCGUCCUGUGAUCCCCCGCCUUCUUGUCCUGUCCACCCUUCUUCUCCUCUCCAGCACAGACCCCCUUCUACUCUGUACACACCCCUUUUUGUAUUGUUAUCUUAUCUAUAUUUGUACACAUGUCGGACGUAGCUGCUGCACACGAGAGCGGGCUGGUACUGCAGCACGACGCACGGGCAGGGAACGCCGGGCUCCAGAAACCUGGAAGCUGUGGCUGCUAAUGGACCAGGCACCGUCGUCGGAAAACACUAGAUAUGCUGUCAUGACCGGCGCAAUUGGCGGAAUUGCAGGCUGCACAGCCAAAACGGUGGUGGCGCCAUUGGACCGGGUCAAGAUUUUGUUCCAAACACACCACGUAAAGUACACACCGGCCGGGGCAUCGAUCUACCGCGAGUACGGCGGUCAUUCGAUGCAGCUGGCGAGGAUAUUCCCGUACGCAGCGGUCAAGUUCAUGACAUAUGAGCAGCUGAAGCGGCAGCUUGGGCGGCAUUUCAGCGAUGCCCACUUGAGGAACUUUCUGGCAGGCUCGCUCUGCGGCGUCAUCUCGGUCGCGGUCUCGUACCCGCUGGAUAUGAUCCGGGUGCGGAUGGCGUAUAUAACACCAGACGGCAGGCGGCAGCGGCAGAGCGUCAUGCAGAGAAGGCGUACAGGUUUCGGGCUGUUCAACUUUUUCCGCGGGUUCCCUCUGUCGCUGAUGGGGAUCGUGCCGUAUGGCGGCGUGUCGUUCCUGAUGCACGAGUAUUUCAUGGAGUUGGCACGCACGCGGCGGAAGGUCAAGGAGCUGAAGAACUGGGCGGAGCUGACAGCUGGCGGCCUGUCGGGCGUCUUUGCGCAGACCGCAAGCUACCCGUUCGAGCUGGUGCGUCGGAAGAUGCAGAUUGCUGGCGCCCACGAUCCGAACCGCCGGGCGAGCGCAGUCACAAUCGCGGGCGAUGUCUGGCGCAAGUCUGGAGUGCGCGGGUUCUUUGUCGGGCUGACCAUUGGCUAUGUCAAGGUUGUGCCGAUGUUUGCUGUCUCGUUCUUUACGUACGAGAAGCUCAAGGCUAUCUUCGAUCUAGAAUAA